GUGAAAAUCUUAAAACAUACUCCACAUUCUUACCAGCUACUAGUAGCAGAAUCUUGUAACAUAUAAACAAACAACAUUUAAUUGUAGGUCAUAGUAGUAGGUGACAUCGACCUUGAAACGAACGUAGCUUAAGUGACUCUUCACGCGGUUUCACGUUGUGGUUAAUUUGGAAACUCUUCACUAUCUUUUUCUUUAUGGAUUUUUUUUUGGUAGAGUGGGUUACAGUUGAGAAAUCGCACUUUCUGUAAUGAUCCAGACUCAUCUUCGGGGACGUAGAUUUGGAUAAAGCUUAUAAAGUGAAACAAAGCAUCUACGCGCCGAAUUUCUGAUGUUGUAGGAGAUGCUGGACGGAUAACGUGGGGGCUUAGCUAGUAUGCGAAUGUCUCCGAUGCAGCCACACAAAAAGCGGCUGGAGAUUGCGUAAACAACAAAACAGAUCACGCAAGCAUGAUUGUGUAUUCUUAAGUAAUUAUUUAUUUUCAGGAUAAAUCAAAAUGUACAAUACCAGUUUCAAAAAUAAUUGUACAAUACGAUGUUCAUGUGUGAACACAAGAUUGAUACAAAGUAGAUCAUGUUCUAUCAGUACGUGUACUGCAUGAAAAGAAUCAUCCACCUAUGACCACUAACGAACUCUCGUCACAUUAAAUAUUUUACACAUCAUCGUCAAUGGACAUUACACCAAAAGAAUUUACAGUAUUUAAUCAAAAAUAUGAAAAGGAACCUUCGAAUCUUUGGCUUUUAAGCAACCUUUGGCUGAAGCGAUUCUACAAUUCCCCUCUUCUUUUUAAUUUAUUUUAUCAAACAUGCUCACCUUUUUCUUUUCCUCCCACUUUCAAUGUCUCUCAUAUAUAGAUGUAAAAACAAUGCAAAGUAUAAUUAACUUUCAAAACAUGAAACUUCGAUUUUUAUCUAUGAGACAUUGACAACUGCAGGCAUGUCGAGAGCAAGAGUACGAGCUGUGACCCAUCAAGAUCUUGUUCCAAAUCCUAAAACCACCGAUCUCAGCAGCAAAACCGGUAUUUUCGUAGUGGUUUUGACCAUACUCUUUGGCCUCUCCUGCUUUGUUCUCUGUCUCUAUGCCGAAGCCACGAGAUCUCAGGCGACAUGGGGAAGCAAAACGUGCGUGUACAACGGUAGCGGUAAAACGCCGUUGUUGUGCGGUGCGAUCGCGUUCGUGGGACUAGCGGUGGCGAUGGUGGGCUUGCACAUGUACUUACUAAUAGCAGUCACCACAUCGUCGCCACUUGUUCUGGAUACGUGGGAUCCUGACUCUGUUCCUGCGAAGACACUCACUUUUCAAGCAGCCUUCUUCUUCGUCUCAACGUGGCUUUGCUUUGGUGUUGGAGAGGUUCUACUAUUGGUGUCACUUAGUGUGGAAUCAGGACAUCUAAAGAACUGGUCCAAGCCAAAACCUAGUUGUCUUGUAAUCCGACAAGGCUUGUUCUCAGCCGCGGGUGUAUUCUCACUUCUCACCGUCUUUCUAGCCGCGGGACUUUACCUAACGGCUCUUCAAGCACAUAGAAUCUCCAAAGAUCUUGAAAAUACACAUAGAGAAAUUCUCGAAGCAUCAGUUCUUUAUGCAUCUCCUCCCAGAUCACCCACGAAUCGGAUGGCGACGGUGGCUCGAGAAGGUCCUGCUACCGUUAGAGAUGAGUCAACGUCUUUGGGAUACCUUGUUUCUCUAAAGCAACUUCCAUAUAUAGUCUAGUGCUGUAAAAUGUAUAUACUAAUUCACACUGUUAAUGGAUAAAUUUUAUUUAACAUUUUAAACAUUAUACCCAAAUUUGUCUUGUAACUUGUAAGUGCAAACAAAACGAAAUUUUAAUUAAUAAUAUUAUUCACUGCGUGUUG
This is a messenger RNA of Brassica rapa (field mustard), 1851 nucleotides long. RefSeq lists its product as uncharacterized. NCBI's taxonomy places the organism in Eukaryota, Viridiplantae, Streptophyta, Magnoliopsida, Brassicales, Brassicaceae. The record is from RefSeq and is a predicted model, not a curated record.